Molecule: messenger RNA, 1401 nt
Organism: Xylaria bambusicola
Lineage: Eukaryota; Fungi; Ascomycota; Sordariomycetes; Xylariales; Xylariaceae
Exons: 1
Coding region: 1-1401 (466 amino acids)
Source: RefSeq, a predicted model, not a curated record
AUGUGUUUUACAAGUUCAGAUCGUUCUGACGAUCCGCCCCCACGGCCCGUACAGCUACCACAGCAGCAACAGCAGCGUCAAUCCGCCAGUAUACCAAAUACCUCGAAAGCAAGCAUACCAAACGACUUCGUUCCACCCUCUGGUCCGCCGCCAUCACACCGAACCCAGAAACAAGCCCAAGAGACCAAUUACGCACCGCCCCCUGGUCCUCCUCCCCAACCUCAAGACUUCGCUCCACCUCAGGGACCGCCGCCUUCACGAAGGGCUGUCGAGGAAUACGCACCUCCUUCCGGCCCGCCUCCUUCUCACGACUAUGCACCGCCCGCGGGGCCUCUACCAUCUAAGAACAACCCCUUCUAUGAAGACGCCGCGCCCCCACCCGGUCCCCCUCCCUCCCAUAUUAACGCCUAUGGAGGCCCGGAGUCGUCUGAUUAUGCUCCUCCGCCAGGACCACCACCAUCACAGGACUACGCUCCCCCACCCGGCCCUCCACCUCCGCAAGAGAAAGAAAAAGAUAUAAAGAAGCACGACUGGGAAACCGCAGUCCCAGACACGUCGCUGCUCCCGCCACCGCCCAACUUCUUCAGCGGUUUUGACCGAUCGCCCGCCAAUAAUGCAACGGAAAAGGAGGCUGAUAUGGGGGAUGAAUGGUGCGAGCAAUUCCCACUAGAUAAUCCGCGUCGCUUCGCGCCGCCCGAGGUAGCCGCCAUGAGCACGGGCAACAUCAACAUGUUCGCGCCCCCAUUCUAUCAGGGUAAACUUCACCGAGAGAGCGUCGGUGUCUGGCGCGGGAGGUCGCCAUCUGAUGCCCCCGAUACCUGCCUGGCCACGUACCCACCGCUGUACAGCGUGACCCAACACAGUCCCUUCGCCACACGCCAACGCAAGACCAUCUACUACGAGGUGCGCAUCCUUGAGACGCACAUUUCACGCCAAACCAGGAUGGAAGAGGUCUCGUUGGCCCUGGGAUUCACAGCGCCACCGUACCCACCCUUCCGGCUUCCCGGUUGGCACCGCGGCAGUCUGGCCGUGCACGGCGACGACGGACACAAGUACAUCAACGACAAAUGGGGUGGAAAGACCUUCACGCAACCGUUCAAACGCGACGACACGUUGGGAUUGGGCAUGACCUUUACCCCUGUGUUCGAAAACUCAUAUGAUAACUCCACCCCCGCGCCGGUUGGUCGGAUUCUCGUCGAGAUCUUCCUCACGCGCGACGGCGUCGAGGUCGGACGGUGGGAUUUGUACGAGGAGUCUGAUCGCAUUGCCGAUAUGCCUAUCACGGGUUUGGAAGGCUUCCACGACCUGUGCGCCUCUGUGGGAGUCUUCGAUCAGGUCGGCUUCGAGAUUGUUUUCGCCCCUGAGAGAUGGCGGUGGCAGGGCUGGAGGCCGUCCAUGUGA